UCAAUGUGAACGAUCGUGGGGUAUGGUGUGCAAUCAAUCACACACCUAAUGGUGCAGUAUUAUAAAGUAAAAGUUCACAUUUCUCAUUGCAGCUGCUUCUAAACAACAACGGAGAACAAUGACACUACUAUCACUAUUUCUUGUGAUCGCUGCAUCCACACCGUUAUUCACGGCGGCAUGUCCCUCUUACUCUUCCAUCUUCAGCUUCGGUGAUUCCUUAGCCGACACCGGUAACCUGUAUUGCAGCUCCUCCAAACCUUCCAAUCACUGCUUCUUUCCUCCCUACGGCCAAACCUAUUUUCAUCAUCCAUCUAGUCGUUGCUCCGAUGGCCGCCUCAUCAUCGAUUUUAUCGCUGAGUCAUUGGGGAUUCCGAUGGUGAAACCGUAUUUAGGAAUAAAGAAUGGUGUAUUGGAAGAUAGUGCAGCAAAGGAUGGAGCGAAUUUUGCGGUUAUUGGAGCAACGGCUUUAGAAGUUAGUUAUUUUGAAGAGAGGGAUGUUCAUAACGUUGCUACCAAUUAUUCAUUAACGGUUCAGAUGAAUUGGUUCAAGGAACUUCUCUCUGCUCUAUGCAAUUCUUCAGAAAGCUGCCAUGAUACUCUUAAAAACUCAUUAUUUCUUGUGGGAGAGAUUGGAGGCAAUGAUUUCAACUAUCCCUUAUUUAUACGCAAGAGCAUAGAAGAGGUUAAAACAUACGUGCCAGAUGUAAUCAAUGCAAUAACUUCAUCAAUCAAUGAGUUGAUUGAUCUAGGGGCUCACACACUAUUGGUCCCGGGGAAUUUCCCACUAGGAUGCAAUGCAAUCUAUUUAACCAUUUACGAAACUAAUGAUAGUAACCAAUAUGACUCAUUUGGUUGUUUGAAGUGGUUAAACGAAUUUGCUAAAUUUUAUAACCAGAAGCUCCAAUAUGCGAUACAUAAACUUGGAGAAAUUCAUCCUCAUGCUAAUAUCAUCUAUGGCGAUUAUUACAAUGCUGCAUUGCCAUUAUACCACUAUCCAUCAAAAUUUGGUUUUCUAGGUCUCCGAACCUGUUGUGGGAUGGGAGGUUCAUAUAAUUACAAUAUUUCAGAACCUUGUGGCAAACCAGGCGUGAUUUCUUGUGAUGAUCCUUCUCAGUAUAUUGGGUGGGAUGGUAUUCAUUUGACUGAGACUGCAUAUAGAUUGAUUGCUGAUGGUAUCAUUAAUGGACCAUAUUUUCUCCCUCAAUUUAGUAACUUGUGCUCCAUGAAUUUAGCUAUGGAUAGGGAUAUGUAAAUAGCUAGAGUGUUUUACUGGUCACUCUUCCAGGACGCCACCAUAAAAUCACCUUUAUUUAUCUGGCUACGUUACUUUUUUCUUCUCCAAACUCUUAAAUGGCUAUAGGUUAUUCACAUUAAUGAAACUUAUCAAUUUAUUACAA
Molecule: messenger RNA, 1397 nt
Organism: Lathyrus oleraceus (garden pea)
Lineage: Eukaryota; Viridiplantae; Streptophyta; Magnoliopsida; Fabales; Fabaceae
Product: GDSL esterase/lipase At1g28590
Exons: 5
Coding region: 119-1252 (377 amino acids)
Molecular function (GO): hydrolase activity, acting on ester bonds
Source: RefSeq, a predicted model, not a curated record